Molecule: messenger RNA, 6979 nt
Organism: Ruditapes philippinarum (Manila clam)
Lineage: Eukaryota; Metazoa; Mollusca; Bivalvia; Venerida; Veneridae
Exons: 21
Coding region: 2630-6979 (1449 amino acids)
Biological process (GO): endoplasmic reticulum to Golgi vesicle-mediated transport; intracellular protein transport; signal transduction
Cellular component (GO): COPII vesicle coat; plasma membrane
Molecular function (GO): GTP binding; GTPase activity; GDP binding
Source: RefSeq, a predicted model, not a curated record
UCGUGUUAUAAAGUCUGCAGAGUCCCUCGGAACUGUUGGAGCCCUCGCCCUACCGGGCUCGGGCACCAACCGUUCCUCGGGACUCUGCAGACGUUAUAUAACACGGAAAAACGUGCGUUAACCCUAUAAUGAUGUCAGAUAUGUUGGCAUACAUAGGUUUUAUUCUAAGUUAUUUUGUAUCAUUUUCUAUUGUUUGUUUGUUUGAUUGAUUUAUGUUUUAUGAUUCACCGACACAGUAUAUGUCAUAUGGCGACUUUCCAGUUUAACUGGUGGAGGAAGCAUCUCUCAUGAAAGGUCCUUUUCGAGAUUUGAACCCACAGCGGGGAGUGGCAAGUGGUAAGAAGUCAAAGAUCUUAACCACUCAGCCACGGACCUGAGUAAAAUCACCAACGUUCCGUAAGUCAGCUGGAUAGAUUACUAACAUGAAAGAAUCCGAAGACCUUUACGGGAUUUGAACCAACAACGGGGAGGGGCAAGUGGUUAGAAAUCAACGACCUUAACCAUUCGGCCACGGACGCAUUUUCUAUAAGCUCGAAGGGUUAAAAUAAUGUACAUGUCGCCCAUUCUCAAUAAAAUAAAGCAUUUGAGGUUGAAAAAUAUUAAAAAUUUGAUGUUGUCAUUGUGUCAUUUUUUAUCACUGAAGUAAAAGUUUAGGGUAUUUUGCAAGUUUGCCAGAAAUAUUUUGAACAAGAAACUAUGAUAUAACAGGAUGGCAUUUAUUUCGGUAAUAACACUGUAUUUCUUCGGUAACGUAGAUUUCAGAUCUAAUAAUGUAACAAUAUUGGCUGCAUAUUAAUAACAAAUGUCUGUAAAAUAUAUCCAAAUCUGUAAAUUCUCUAUCUAGAGGGACUUUCUAACCCAGGAAAAUUUAAAGAAGUUGGGUACCUUGCUAAUUUUCAGUCAAUUUCUUCAAAGUUAAAUAUUCGUAGAAAGCAAAAAUAGUCAAUUUUGGAAAUGAUUAUUUUAUGUCUUCAUUCAAAGGAUAUAUAUCAUAUAUAAUAUAUGAGAGGUCAAAUGCAUACCGUGACGGUGACACAUUUUGUAUUAGCAUUUUUUUUUCAAAACAUUCAACUUUCCACUUUCUUAAUAUUUGGAAAAUUUAGUACUAAAUUAGCAGUUCGAUAUUUAUCCCCAUACAGGAUGUCACGUAUGUUUCAUUUUAUUCAAAUGCAAGUAAAGGUUGAGAAAACAAUUUUAGUUUUUGUAAAAUAAUUUAUAUUUAUGGAUAUUAUUUUAACAUUAUUAUAUAUAGAAUGAAAUACGGCCAGUAAGCUCUUUUCAGAAACGAAUUAGUUGUUGCUGAGAACAUCAAUAUCUUGUAAUAUAUUUUCAACAUUUCUGCUGGUACAUCAACAUAUUAUUAACAUAUCUUUCCUUUGUAAAAACAAUUUUGUGUCUUCUUACAUCUAAUACAAGGUAACCGUUACUAACAGGCAUGCUAAUCCCAACUUUAUCUUUAAUUUUCAAAAAUUGUUGAAUUGUAAGUUGGAGUAACGUAUGUUUCACACUCGCUUAUUUAUGAACUUUAUCACGGAAUUUAAACUUACAUGUAAAAUCGACUUUUUUUAUUUAGGAAUCAAAUGCACAUCAUUCUAUUGUCAUAAAAAUGCGAUUUUAUGUUUUUAUAUAUGCAUGUGUAAACAAUAUAAAGUCUGUUUGAUAAAUUAGUAACGUUUGUUUCACUGUGGUUACUUAAACAAGUAAAAACUCGACCAAAGUUAACAAAAUUUACUUACUAAUGUCAAAUAGAAGUUAAUGUUGCUGUUAUACGUGCUUUCUGACUUCAAAUUUCCUUUUGAUAAACUUACAUUAAAAAGUUGAUAACGUAUGUUUCUGUAACGUAUGUUUCAUUUUUACAUUGAAAGUGGGUUAAAAAAUGACGCAAGACCAUUUAAGCCGCCAUAAUUUGUGGUUAAUAUAUCAAAGUUACACACAUGUUAAUUUUCUUUCUUGUUUGGAAUCUUCUUUGAAUGGAUUGGCUCUUAAAUAAUGGUAACGUAUGUUUCUUUUUAAAGUGCUGUUGAAAAGAUUUGAAUAAAAAAUGAAAAUUUCCGAAAAUAGAAUGAUAUUUGAGAGGCUGCAAGGUUAUUUUUACUUAUAAUUAUAUAUAUGCUGUAUUAUUAAGCAUGCAUCGAUUCAAUUAUGUAAUUUGGGUUUCACUUCUUAUUGUUUUAGGUUUGUCACUAUUUAUUUAUAUGCAUUUGGCGACAUUUGAUCAUCCAUUAUACCAAUGAGAUUUUAACAGUCAAAUAUAAUUUUUACCAAUAAUCAAAGUUCAUAUACACACAGCAAUGACUAAUUGCACAUGUUUCGUUUAUUCUGGAACUUAUUUUUCUGAAACACAAUUUCAAAGUUGAAAAUUCUAGGUGGUGACAGUAACGUAUGUUACAUUUUAGGGCAUUAAUGGUACUUGUAAAAGAAAAAUAACAGAUAGAAAUGUAAAACUGAGAGUGUCUAACGACAUUUUGACCUCAAGAAAAACCUUCGUAUAAGAGCUACCCAGUGGAACAUCAAAUGCUGUGUUUUAUUGAGAAUGAGCGAUGUAUGAGAUAAGCUUCGCCACACUGUGAGACAAUAUCAAAUAGGCAAAGUCUUCAUAUUUCACAAAGUGAUUGGUCAUAAUUAGUAGAUGACCCCUAUUGAUUUUAGGGUCACUAGGUCAGAGGUCAAGGUAACAGGGUUUUUGAAUAAAACUGUUUUGAUCAUCAUGUUUCUGGGCAGUAAGUUCGUUUAUGUCGGUUCUGGUGAAGAAGAAGAAGCUAUUGUCACGGGGAACAUAUCUUCGGACGAGGAUGAAGAUGAAGAUGAUGGCAAGACAUGCCUACUAGACAUUCUAGACACAGCUGGCCAGGAGGAGUAUUCAUCAACGCGUGAACAUUACACACUUACUGGCGACUGCUUUCUUAUUAUUUACAGUGUGACUGAUAGAAACACGUUCACAGAGGCGGAGUCACUUCAUCAGUUCUUAAUUAAUGUCCGAGAUUGGGAGAAAACAAGAGACCUGCCCAUUAUUUUGGUUGGGAAUAAAUCUGAUUUAACGGAAGAAAGACAAGUACAAACUUAUGAAGGAGAUGAACUUGCCUUAAAACUUGGAAUAUUGUUUAUUGAAACGUCUGCAAAAACUGGUGAAAAUGUUGAGUUAUUGUUUGAAAAUCUGAUUCGCCGUACGCCUCGGACUGGCAUGAAGUACAAGGUUGUGGUAUUAGGGUCAGGCGCUGUUGGUAAAUCUAGUAUUACAAUUCGUUUUGUAAGUGGCACAUUUGUUGAUUCUUAUGACCCUACCAUAGAAGACACUUACAGGAAACAUUUUAUAGUGGAGAGUAUUCCUGUAGAGAUGAGAAGGGUUUCUGAUCUGGGACAUUACAGUAACAAAGAAACAGGAAAAACAGAAAACGCAGCCAUGGAAGAACAAAACGAUUUAUUGUCAAGUAUGGAGAGACUUAUUACUCAAAAGCUUGAAGAUUUUGAACAGUCUCAGAGGGCUUUUACUCAAGAGCAGAUAACGAGACUACAACACAGUGUACAGAGACAAGAUACUUUCACGUUUCGUAAGAAAGGCAACGAGGAACAACAUAAAGUAAACGCACGUGUUCUCGACAAAAUGAAGGAAGCAGACUUGCAUCUUCAAGAGGCCGCCAGAUCUCAUCAAAGUGAGUCCAUGUCGUCUGCUAUGGAAAAAGUCUCUCGAGGUAUUGACAUUUUAAAUCACCGCCAGAAGUUAAUACGUCUUGCUGAUUCAAGUGACGCUGGUUGGCGUGUAGCAAUGGAAUAUGAGGCCCAUCCUCUGGCCGAAAACGAAGAUGACGAGAAAAAGAUUUACAGGUCCCAGAGAGACGCUGAGCGUAAGCUCAGACAGGAGAGGAAAGCGAGAAAUACCCGUUAUUCUCCGUUUUCACGUUACGGGCGUUAUUUCCAAGGACAAACGUUAACACCUGAAAAUAAGGAUAUUGCUGGCUCAUCGACCACGUGGAACCAGACGAACAAGAUAAAUGCCAUUGGAUUCCAUGUCAAAGAGGCCGGAAGUGCCAAAGUGAAAAAUAUUGAAAAUGUCAUAUUUUGUGACGCCAGUGGAGCUGGCUUUGCAGGUUUUAUUGCAGGCGAUGAAACUAGUCAUGUGAUAGGUUGCCUGAAUUUGAGGAGGUGUAUAGAUGCAGAAGUACAUGAAAGUGGGUUGCGUCAUGGAAGUUUCAAUGAACUGUCGUCUAAGAUGUCUUUACUGUUGGUUAAGUCGAAGAGUGACAGCACAGUAUCAAAGUAUUAUUCGUAUUUUAAAAAGUGGGAGGAUUUUAUUACUUCUAAGGGCGGGGUAGCAAUACCCGCUGAGCCAAUUCAUGUUGCCCUGUAUCUUACAGAAUUAAUUGACAAACAAUCAUCCAGUUCUAUUUUUUCAAAUGUUGUUUAUAGUUUAAAGUGGGCUCAUUCUUUGAGAAAUUUACACGAUCCUACUGAUAAUUUGUUUGUGAAAAAUUUGCUUGAAGCUUCAAAAAGAUUGUUGACAAAACCUAAGACAAGGAAGGAUAUUGUGACAACAGACAAUUUAAUAAUGUUGUGUGAUAAAUACAUUCAAAGUGACGAUAUUCUUGUGUUACGUGAUUUAGCUAUGAUUCUAAUAGCGUUUGCAAGUUUUUUAAGGUUUGAUGAAUUAAGUAGCCUUAGGUGUAAUGAUGUUAUUUUUCAUGAUUCACAUAUUUCUAUUCGUAUAAGAAAAAGUAAAACUGACCAAUAUCGCCAUGGAGACCGUAUUAUUAUUUCUAAAGGCGAGUCUGUAGCUUGUCCAUAUACAAUGUUACAACGUUAUAUGCGUGUUGCAGGUUUAUCUGUUACAGAUGAUACAUUUUUAUUUAAGCCAUGUUACCGGUCAAAAAACAUUUGUAGACUUAUUUUCAAAGAUAAGCCACUUAGUUAUACGCGAGCUAGAGAAUGUCUUAUUUUGCGUUUAAAAGAAGUUGUUCAAGAUUUAAACAUAGGUAUUCAUUCACUUCGAGCGGGUGGUGCUACUGCAGCCGCAAACGCUGGCGGAAUCCUGCUAUCUUUUUCGUACGGGAGAAGUCGUCACCAUGCAAAACAUUUACUUAACACUAGAUCUAAAGAGAAAAGAAGUAAACUGUUGUGUGGCCUAGAUCGUAUAUUUGGUAGGAAGAAGAGAAACAACGUACCUUGUCAGUCCUAUAAUCUUGACAGUGAUUGCGAAGAUAAUGAGUUUGAUGACAUUCAUGAUGAAGAAGAAAACGAGGAUGAAUUGGUGAAGGAGGAAAAAGUACAAAAAGCAGACGGCAAUGUGAUGUUACUGAAACUUGAUAUUCUGGAAGAUGAUCCAAAUAUUAUAACAGGUGAUCCCACUCAGUGUGAGGGUUGUGAUGCAAUUCUUUCUUCUACAUCUACCCUAGAAAAUGAGGAUGGCAAAGAACAGUCCACUUGGGUUUGUGAAUUUUGUGAGCACAAAAACACAGGGUUGAAUGUAAGCCAGGAGGAGAUUCCUAAAGGGGACAGCUUUGACUUUGUGCUGAUCCCAGCAGAAGAGUCCAUAGAGAAUGAAGAGAAAGAGGAGAAUGCUCCCAAAACAGAAGAUGAAGAUAAAGGAAUCACUGUAUAUUGUAUGGAUAUAAGUGGAUCUAUGUCGAGGUCAUUAGUACUGCCAGGUAUACAAGCACAAUGGAGGAAUGCUAGGGAUAGAAUGAUUCACGAUGAUAACUUUACUACAAGGCUAACAGCCAUUAAAAAUGCUGCUAGGAGGCAAUUGGAAAGAAUGAAGUUGGAGUAUCCCAAGAAGCAAGUUGCACUUGUCACUUUUGCUUCCACUGUUUAUCUCUGGGGUGAUUGUGGGAAACGUACACCAACAAAAUUCACUGGAAAGAUCCUGAAUGAUUACAAAGGUCUGAUUGCAGCAGGCAAUAAAUAUGGUUCCAAAAUGAAGAUAGGGAAGCUUGAAAAUACAUAUGAAAACUUAGACAGAAAAAUAGAAGACUUAGAAACAGUAGGUUCUACUGCUCUUGGUCCAGCCUUGGCUAUAUGUGCAGGAAUCAUUUCUGGUACUCCUCUUUCUGAGGUUGUGUUGUGUACAGAUGGGGAACCAAACACCGGAGUUGGUGACCUUGACAGUGAGCCUGCAACAAGGGACUUUUAUCCCAAGAUUGGAGAAUAUGCCAAGAAAAAUAACACCAGAUUGUCUAUUCUUGCUGUGAAAGGAGAAGAAACAGGCCUCGACACUGUGAAAGAAAGCGCUGUGGUUUCCAUGGGAACAAUUAAUGUCCUUAAUCCAUUAGAAAUGAUGAGGCAACUCCGCCUGAUUGCCCAGAAUUAUACCAUAGCAACAGCUGUUGAUGUGAAAGUCAUUCUACAUAAAGACUUUGUGUUUGAUGAACCAGGAUAUGCUAAGAUGAUAAGUAAAAUUGUGAAAGAGGUUGGUAAUGCUGCCAAGGAGAAGGAUUUGACCUUCAGAUACACGGUCAAAGAUGUAAAGAAUAUAGCUAUACAGCAGUCUGUUCCAUUCCAGGUACAGAUAAGUUAUACAUUGAAGACUGGGAUGAGAUGUUUAAGAGUUUUAAGUAAAUCUCAUGAGGUAACGCAAGACAGGAAACAAAUGGAAGAGGGAAUAAAUGUCGCAGUGUUAGGUGUAGCCACAAUUCAGAAAACUGCUUUAAUAGCAAAUCAAGGGAAUCCAAGAGCGGCACAAGGAUAUGUGCGUUGUGUACAAAAGAUGAUGAAAAGAGGAGCCAAAGGGAGCGCACAAUUAGAAGAACACCUUGCUUUCAAAAAUGAUUCAGAGGACUUAAGAAGAGAACUAAGAGAAGCCAUUGUGCAAGAUGAUGUAAAUAGAAGAACAGAUUUCAGAUGUAAUCUGUAUACAAAGAAUAUGAAUUUGUGUAGUAACCAGAUGUACAGUGCUAAUCUCCCCAACAGGGGCUUACGCAAAUGCUUUAAAAAAAAGGAGCUGAUGGGGGUGAUGAUAAAAAUCGUCAGUUUUUACGAAACGUUUUAA